This is a messenger RNA of Eucalyptus grandis, 1737 nucleotides long. Its product is annotated as disease resistance protein RPV1-like. NCBI's taxonomy places the organism in Eukaryota, Viridiplantae, Streptophyta, Magnoliopsida, Myrtales, Myrtaceae. The transcript is spliced from 3 exons. Gene Ontology annotation, biological process: defense response. The record is from RefSeq and is a predicted model, not a curated record. Gene Ontology annotation, molecular function: ADP binding. Bases 1 to 1737 code for a protein of 578 amino acids.
AUGACAGCCAAGCAAAGAUUGGAAUCAGUUGUUGAAAAGGUAUUGGAGAAGCUGGAGACAAGACAAAAAUUAGUGCCUGAACAUUUAGUUGGACUUGAUGACCGGGUAAAACACUUGACAGAAUUAUUAGAUGUCAAUUAUCGUGAUGUGCGGCUCAUUGCAAUUUAUGGAAUGGGUGGCAUUGGUAAAACAACUAUUGCCAAGGUCAUCUUCAAUCAUUUGUCUUUCCACUUUGGAAAGUGUCGUAGCUUCCUUGAGGACGUUCGAGAAAGCUCGUCGACCAAAGAGGGCAUAGUCGAAUUACGAAGAAAUUAUUAUCGACGUUGUUGGUUCCGGAUCGUAGAACAAUUCAAGGAUAGUGAACAUGGAAUGCAAAGGAUUGGAGACACACUCAGCACUAAGAAAGUCCUUGUGGUUUUGGAUGAUGUUGAUAAUAGAGAGCACAUAAAGAAACUAAUAGGACAUUCUUUGUUACAUUUAGGAUCUAGGAUAAUUAUUACAACAAGAAAUAUAGCCAUUUUGCAAGUUGAGGGAUUUAAAGGUAAAAUUCUACCGUUCGAGAUGCUAAAGAUGGAUGAUGGUCUUGCACUUCAACUUUUUUGUCGACAUGCCUUUGGUAGAGACAUUCCUCCAGAUGAUUAUCAAGAAAUUUCAAGUGAAAUUGUCUCAAGUACUGGAGGGCUUCCAUUGGCUAUUGAAGUGACAGGUUCAUUACUUAGAAGGAGAGAUGAAGCAUUUUGGAAAGAGACGUUUGUCCGGUUAAGGAAUGUACCUGAGGAAGGGAUUUUAAAAAAGUUGAGGAUUAGCUAUGAUGACUUAGACGUAUAUCAACAACAAAUAUUUCUUGAUAUAGCAUGCUUCUUUUUCAAUAAAAGUAAGAUUGAUGCAAUUUACAUGUGGACCGAUUGUCAAUUUUAUCCUGAAAGAGGAAUUGAGGUCCUCACCAACAAAUGCUUGAUAAAGAUAUUCGACAAUGAUAAAUUUUGGAUGCACGAUCAACUCAUAGACAUGGGAAGGCAAAUCGUCCGUCAAGAAAAUCCAAGUAAUCUUGGCAAGCGGAGUAGGCUAUGGACCGCAAAUGAGGUCCUUGAAAUAAUAAAAAUCGAAGAGAGGAAGGACAAGGUUCAAGCACUUCAAAAAAAUGGACGGGACCACUCCAUAGAGAUAACAAAUGAAGACUUUGAAAGGUUUCCAAACCUAAGACUCCUCGAGUUACAGCAUGGAACUUUUGCUAGGGACUUUAAAAGGUGUCAUUCAAAUUUAAGAUGGUUUUUGUGGAGUUUUCCUCCUGAGAAGGAUUUUAGGGCAGACAAUUUGUAUUUGGAUCGGCUUGUUGUUUGUAAUUUUCAUUGUAUUGAUUUUGAGGAUGAUUCAAAAGCAUGGGACUUGAUCAAGAGGGCACGGGCUUUAAAACUUCUAUCAAUUACUUGGUGUUUGGGAAUAACGACAGUCCCAGACAUCUCUAGAUGCUUGAAUUUAGAGAGAUUGACUCUUGAAGGAUGCUUUGGUCUAAAGAGAAUUGAAAGCUUCAUUGGAAAUUUACAAUCGUUGAUUGAGUUAAAGAUCGAACAGUGUGAGCAUUUUAUGGAUUUGCCUGAAGAAAUUGGGAACCUAGUAAAGCUUCAGCAUUUCUCAUUGUCGAGAUGUAACAAGUUGAGAGAACUUCCAUGCUCAAUUGGGAAUUUGACCUCAUUGGCAGAAUUAAACUUAUCGGUAUGCGCCUUGCCAAACUUCUAA